GUAAGAGUCUGUUGUGAUAGUUAAAUCAGAGUUAUGUGGUUGUUGUGAUUCUGUUAAGAGGGAGUUAAUCUCACUCAGUUUGUGUACACUAUAUAAGUCAGUCACAAUUGUUGUAAUAGUUAGGGACUUAGGGAUUCAUUUUGCUGAAUAGUUCUUCAUCACUCCCUCUGAUUUUACAUUCUUCUUCCCUGGAAACUAAUACCUUUCAUGGUAUCUGAGCUCUCUGAUCCAUGAUCCAUGCUUGCAAACAUUGUAUCGAUCUAGCUCAGUGAAGAAAACUUUCUGUCAUGCAUGGCAACAUCAAGUGUUGGCGGCAGUGAAAGGCUUCAAGCUUCAAAGCCACUUCAAGAAAGAUAAAGUUCCAGAAAAUUAUGCAACAAAAAUAGAAGAAGAAAUUGAAGAUAACUUCACUGCAGUCUGCAGAAUAUGAGCGUUGGGAGCAACAAGAUUCACUUCUACUCCCACGGCUUCUUGCCUUGACGUCAAGCUCUCUCUCAAAUAGGAUGGUUGGAUGCAAAUUUUCCAAUCAGGUUUGGGCAAAACUUGAAUCAUUUUUUGCUUCACAAACCACUGCCAAGAUUAAACAAUUGAAGAAUCAGUUAAGAAACACAAAGAAAGAUGGACCAGCUUCUGCUUAUUUGCUUGAAAUCAAGAAAACUGUCGAUGUUUUAGCUGCAGUUGAAUCUUCUAUUCUGAAUCUUCACAUGUUGACGCAAUUUUAGCUGGACUCAAUGAAGAGUACGAUCCACUUGUUAUAGCUGUUCCUUCACGGGAAGAUGAAUUUACUGUUGAUGAAUUAGAAGCAUUACUCAUGGCACAAGAAGAAAGGAUUGAGAAGCAUAAGAAAUUUGAGGUUUCAGGUUCAACUGUUCAAGCAAAUUUUGCUCAAGGUUUUCAGCAAAACUUGGCAGAUAUGGCCUAUGGGGGUUAUCAAGGUAACUUUCGCGGACAUAGAGGUCCUAGAUAUGGACACCGAGGAAGAUUUUCAGGCAGAGGAGGUAGAUAUGCUGAUAAUUGGCCAAACUGUCAACUUUGGAAAGCUUGGCCAUCUUGCUUGGGAAUGAUAUCACAGAUUUAAUCUGCCAAAUCCAUCUAUAAUGGUCAAGAUAUAGUACAAUUGGGCAAUGGUACAGGUAAACCUAUUAUGCACUUCAGCAGUACUUCAGUUCCUUCCCAUACCUCUAUUCCGCUGGUCUUAAAUAGUCUGCUCCAUGCUCCUGGUGUGUGUAAGAAUUUUCUACAUGUUUCACAAUUUUGGGCAUUAAUUGUUGAAUCUAUGGAAACCAAGGAGAUUCUUCUCCAAGGAACUCUUAGAAAUGGCCUUUAUGCUUUUGAAUUUGAUAGUCUUCUCUACACUGCUCUACCAAGUUCAGUCACAGAUACCUCUUUUUAUGCUGCUUUCUUUUCAAACAAAUGUACUCAGGAUGAUUCUGUUUUUAAAUUGUGGCUUGCUCAUCUAGGAGAUGCUUCACCAAAUGUGGUUAGCCAUGUACUCAAAGUACCACUGAUGGAAAACCUGCUGCAGGCUCAGAAAGGAGUGAUAAUUUAUCUGCUGAAUCACACAAAUCCCUAUCAGAAGACCUUCUUGCAGACUCAUCUCAAGCUAGUUUGGCUACAAUUAAUGCUGAAAUAGAAGUUUAACAUGAUUUCCCUGUGAAAGAGAAAUCCCAGAUGAGAGCACAUAAAAGCAUGUUGUUUAGCAAUUGAGAAUUAGCCUUCUCGAUCUAUUUCCCGUGUCAAGUUCGGGUUCCCCAACACACAAAGAACUGGGUUUUUCAACAACAGAUGAAGCAAAACCCCAUGCUUAUGUCGACACUGAACAACACCAUAAGCCGCCGACUCUAACGGGCACCGCACAUCACCGACGGCAGCCACCACACACUAUCUUCAACUUUGUGGUGUCAGUGUUUGUACUAUAGGCUCUGCUUGAUAACACAUAUCUACAAUCAUGAAGUGUGGACUUGAAUCAAGUAUCAAGUCAUAUGCAAGAGUGACUUCCUCAACAACACAAAGGGGUGUUAAACAUGACAAAGUACAAGCUCACAUGGCAACAUUUUUUUUGAAAUUCUUAACACCAUUGGUGUUAAAUAUGACAGCAAGGAACCUUAUUAACUCAUAUGAUAACAUUUUGGGGUGGUUGUUCAUUUUAAAGAUGCUUCCACCAUUUGUUUGGUAAUUGUCAAGUUUUAAUGCCAUAGGGUACCUAUAAUAAAAUUUUAGAUAUUUUUCUGUAAAACUAAAAACAAAACAUUUCAGUAUGAGUUAAGCUCAUUGCUCAAUUUUCCAUUGAAAAACAAAAUCACAUUACACAAUAAUGAAAUUACAAAGUACAAGAUCAUAACAGAUCUAAUGUUUACUUUGGUGAACACUAUUGUACAUAAAAAAGAAAUCUUCAUGCUUCUAGGUGGGUGCAACCAUUCUUUGAUCUGUUUCUUUGAGAUAUUGUUCCAAAAAUAGUCAGCCUUGUAGGUUUUUUUUUUUUUUGAGUCAGCCUUGUAGCUAUUCACUCGAGACUUUCUGGAAAAUUACCUAACCAUAGAUGGUCUUGGAUUGACAUGUUCUAUAUACACAUAUAAUAUAUUCAUUCUUUAAUGUCAUAAUAUUUUGUUAUGGCUGACGUUAGAAACCGAUUAUUGUAUAUCUUUAUUAGUGAUUAAGUAUGUGACCUGUGUGUAUUGGUAACUCAAUUCUAUGUUUAAGCACUAUCUGUUCUGAGUGCUAUUUUGGUUCUGGUUUUACUGCUGAUGUUUUGUGCGGUUCUGGUGCAAUGGCAGCAAAGAGUUGGAGCUGUUUGGGAUCUGGUUUUCCUUGCUCUGGCUGUACAGUUCUGUUGUGUGUUUUGACAGCAAACACUCAUUUGAUUGUCACCUUGGUUUCAAUUGUGCAUAACACUCAUUUGUUUCUUGCCUUGUUUACUUUGUGUUUUCCUGAAUGAUUUUCUUGUUUGCUGUCUGACAAGUUUUUAGUUUCAGGCACACUAGUUGUUCAAUGAAAUAUGAUAAAUGUGCGAAAGCAAGAAUCAUGAAGGUGAAAGAGCAACCCGUUUUAGGCUGAGUAGCACCUUAUUGAAUCGCACAUCCAAUAUUUUGUUCAUUGUGAGAGGUCCAUUUGAAAAAUCUGGGAAUGUUUGCAGGUUAGGUCCCUCACUUAACCCUAAUUAUUGAUCGGACCACAAUUUUGGAGACCAUAACCCAACCAUAGAUCCGAAACAACUUGAUAAUAUAUGGGUUUAACUAAGACCUGGCGAUGUAAGAUGGGUUCAGGUUUAACUUGGAUGGCCCCUCGCUUCUUAUUGACUAUUUGUAAAUACUGUACAUAUUAGUUACCCUGGACCCUGGUUAGUUUACCUUUGGUUCCUUGGUUAACUUUACCACAGUUAGUUAGUUAGGUUGUUAAGCUUGUUAAGCUGAUUAGUUAGGUAGUUAGUGUUAGUUGUUCAGCUAUAGUAUAAAGCUCCUCACUACUGUGUAAUUCAUCAUUAAUUCAAUUCAGUUGUUCAGUUUUCAAUUGCUCUCUUCUUCUUCUACCUUCCGCAUCUAAGAGAGCUCUGCUGCGCACUCCCAUGGCGGUUCCAACCCCAACCCCUUACCCUUUCACCGUGCAAGAUGCACAGGUAGCCUCACAUGCUCUCUACAUUCACCCUAACGAAAGCCCUUCAACUGUUCUCGUCUCUCCACCAUUAUCAGAGGGGAACUAUCAUAACUGGGCUCGUGCAAUGAAGAUGAGUCUGAUGACCAAAAACAAGCUAGGGUUCGUCGAUGGCUCAAUCGGAGAACCACCGCAAGAUCACCCUGUUCUUCCCUUCUGGCAGCGAUGCAAUAUGAUGGUGUUAAGCUGGCUCAUCAAAUCGAUGAAUGUGGAGAUUGCUCAAUCCAUUCUCUGGCGAGAUAGAGCUGUAGACGUGUGGAAAGAACUCAGAGAACGAUUCUCACAAGCAGAUCUGUUUCGGAUUUCUGAAUUGCAAGAAGAAAUCUUCAGCCUCAAACAAGGUGAUUCUUCUGUUUCCAAAUUUUACACCAAUAUGAAGACUCUUUGGGAUGAAUUAGAUAUCCUCAAUCCCUUGCCUGUUUGCACAUGUAACCCUGUUUGUGCGUGUGGUGCGAUCAAGAAGAUCGCUGAUGAAAGAAACAAGAACCAAGUGGUUCGGUUUCUUCGAGGAUUGAAUGAUCAAUUCUCAGGUGUUAGGUCUCAAUUGAUGCUUCUGGACAAUUUACCCAAUGUCAAUAGGGUUUUUGCUUUGAUAGCUCAACAAGAGCGUCAAUUCUCCUGUGAGAAUGUUUCUGGGUCAAGGGCUUUGUUAGCUUCUGGUACUGAAUCUAGAGGAGUCCAAGGUCAGGGUCAAUCUUGUGGUCCAUCGGGUUAUGGAGGAGGAAACAAGUACAACUCCAAGAAAUGUUCCUAUUGUGGAAAGAUGGGUCAUACGGUUGAAGAAUGCUACAAGAAGCAUGGUUUUCCUCCAGGUUUUAAGUUCAAGAAUCCAAAGUACAAGUCAGCUAACUUGGUCCAGACAAGUGAAGAUAAUCAAGAUGGUGAUGAGGAUCAUCAGGAUAAGCAUGUGGCUGGGAAAUCUGGAAAUGCUUCUGGAACAGCUUCUUUUGGGCUUACAGCAGAUCAAUAUCACCAUCUCAUGGCACUACUCCCAGCUCAAGAUCAGAAGGAUUCCAGGACACCAAGUGUGAACUCUUGUGUGCAAGAGAUUCCAACUCAUAAUGGAUUACAGUGCUUACAAGAGGAUUGGCACAGCUAGAGCAGUCAAGGGCCUCUAUCUUCUCAUGAAAGGCAAUCCAAAAUCCACUACAUCAGUUACUUGUAACUCUGUUUCCCCUGCCUGCAAUUCAGUUUCUGUUUCUGGUUCUGAUUCCCCUGUUGUAGAUACAAACUUGGCUUGUAAUUUCAUUCCUAGUAUGCACAAUCUGUGGCAUUUUAGACUAGGACAUCCUUCCUUUGUAAAAGAGCAAUCUAUUAGAGAUAUAUUUCCUUACAUUGUUUGUAAUAAAGAGCAAGUUUGUGACAUUUGUCCUCUUGCAAAGCAAAGAAAAUUGAGCUUCCCUUUGAGUACAUCAUUUUCUUCAUUUGCUUUUCAGUUAAUACAUGUUGAUAUUUGGGGUCC
Molecule: messenger RNA, 5110 nt
Organism: Lotus japonicus
Lineage: Eukaryota; Viridiplantae; Streptophyta; Magnoliopsida; Fabales; Fabaceae
Exons: 2
Coding region: 3563-4747 (394 amino acids)
Molecular function (GO): zinc ion binding; nucleic acid binding
Source: RefSeq, a predicted model, not a curated record